AUGGGUGUAAUUGCAACUUAUAACAAGGAACAAGUAACAGGUGAGAUGACGACCAAUAAACCAAAAGAACGACAGUUUCAGCUUGUUCCUGUUCCUGGGACUUUUACGCGUGGACGUUGGAAGUGUUGGGAUUACAAAGACAAAUCAUCAGAGACUCCAAAAAUAAUCGAUUUCACUGAUAAAUCUGAAAAACAUUCAGGAUCAAUCGUUAUUGGAGACAGCUCACUUGGACAUCGUGUUUUUAAUUUGGCGCAUACAGAUGCGACAGCUGAACCAAAUUUAAUGAAAACAGAGACGAGCAUCUCAGCAAAAUCGCAUCCUAUUGAUGUGCCAAAUCCGAUUAAAGAAUCUAGUACAAUUGUUGUUACAUCUAUUGCUCCUUCAUCAGUUACCCCAGUGAAUGGCACUCCAUCUUCUCCAAAUAUUUCUCCUGUAAUUAUUAAUGCAGCUAAAGUUGAAACAAAGGCAAGAAAUGUUGCUAUUGGUGGUGGUGACAAUACUAUUGCUCACGAGAAAUCAUUUCACCAAUCAACACCUGCAGCAUCCACUCAUCUGAAAGCAACUGCAACCGUAACUGCAGGAAACGUAGCACAAGGCUCUCACGUAAUCAUUAAUAUAUCGGAAGCAUCAGAUUCUAAUAGUGUAAUGCAGCCAUCGUUGUCUUCCGAGACAGUCAUUGUAAAUGUGCCAUCUGCAGCAGCCGAAUUUGAAGAUUCGUAA
Molecule: messenger RNA, 720 nt
Organism: Thelazia callipaeda (thelaziosis nematode)
Lineage: Eukaryota; Metazoa; Nematoda; Chromadorea; Rhabditida; Thelaziidae
Source: the annotation of a GenBank genome assembly